GCUAUCAAGAUUUACGCCAGGUUACCUAGUUAACAAUACCGAAGAGAACUAAACAACAUGGCGGCUCGCGGAGUGAUAUCUCGUGAACCUAAAGAUCCCCAAGAAAUGUACAAAGAAGCUCUGGAGAAUGUAUCCGCUUACAACUCCAGAUUGCGUUACGAGCGCCGUCUUCGCAUUCCUUUCAUCGAUGCACAAACAGGCAUCGCUAUGAACAACUGCCAUUUAUGGAUCAGCAAACUCGAACGUCAGCCAGGACAGACGCCACAUUACGUCUACAGUUACCCAGCCAGACGAUGGCGGAAAAAGAAACGGCCUCUCCCUGUCGAGCGUGCGAUUGAGACCAAAACUUUAGAAACUGAAGAACAAAUAAUUGAAACUGUGGAUGCCAUGGAAACUGAGGGACUACUGGAUGAGUCUGAACCUGAUCAUCUAAGAGAAGCUGUGGCAGUGAAAGAUGAUGAAGUGAGACUUGUGGAGAGUGAAGGGGAGGAAGAUCUACAGGAUGAUAGUGGUGCAUUAUCCACUGAUGAUGAAGACUUCAUCGUCGGCAAGAAGAGACCAAUUAGUAAAGGAAGGCCAGGACGCAAAAAAGCGCAUCAACCCAGUCUAUUUCCAGAAACACCAGUCCACCAUAAGCCAAUCCCCCAAAUGCCUGGCCUUCUCCAUGUGCGCAAUAUCACCAAGGAGGAAUUAGCCAGGAUGGAUCCAGAGGAGCGAAAAAAGCCUUAUGUGUGUGAGAUUUGUGGACGGCGCUAUAAAAAUGGCCCUGGACUGAAAUACCAUUACACCCACUAUAAUCACGAACAGGAGGCUGCGGCUGGUCCAGCACCUCAUCAUGAGGAGCCACCAAUAUCCCACCCAUCAACACCUUCUACUGCCAGUGUUCCUGUUGAAUCUCCAAAGGUUCCUCCAUCGCCACCCCACCAAAGAGGUCCAGGACGUCCAAAGAAGGUUCCAGGCAGCGGCACUUCUCCUAAUAACUAUUGCGACUUUUGUCUGGGUGAUGUGUAUGAGAAUAAAACAACUGGAUUUCCUGAAGAACUGUUAUCUUGUGCAGACUGUGGCAGAUCAGGCCAUCCUUCUUGUCUUCAGUUUACUGGAAAGCUGACAGAAAGUGUGAAAAAAUACAAAUGGCAGUGCAUUGAGUGCAAGUCCUGCACACUCUGUGGAACUUCUGAUAAUGAUGAUCAGCUGCUGUUUUGUGACGGCUGUGACAGAGGUUAUCAUAUGUAUUGUCUCAAGCCACCGAUGCAAAAACCACCUGAAGGUCACUGGACAUGUGCUCUCUGUGAAACUGCUCCUUUACCCCCAGCUCCUGCACCCAUGCCACCUCAUAUGAUGAUGAAACCAGAGUGGCACUAAAGCGACAGAUUUAAGAUCCAUGUUCUCUACAAUCUUCUCUUUACUUCUCUUCUGGUACUGCAAGGAGAAUUUGUGUAACAAUCAAACUAUUUUGUCGAUAAUUUCCUUUAUUAUCGUGAUCUUAAUGAAGGAUUCAGUGGUGUUGCUGUAAGGAGAAAGUAGAAGCUGGUCACUCUUAGGGUUUUGAAGGUUAACUAUGAAUGAGUCUCUAAAGAAUGUGGUCCUAAGUAUGGUGUGUUACAUUUCAGCAAGUGUUAUAUCAUUUAUGAAUAAAAUGGUCAAGUAUAAAUGUGAAAGGUUAUGUUGCUGGUAGAUUGUCACAGAGAGCCGUGUUGAAACUUGUUUGGUUGUCACUGGUUAAGAAGUAUUCAGGGAAAAAAGGAUGUCAGAAAAAUUACAAGAAAAAAUAAAACUGCAUUGAAGAA
This is a messenger RNA of Pocillopora verrucosa, 1787 nucleotides long. RefSeq names its product zinc finger protein DPF3. Gene Ontology annotation, molecular function: transcription coactivator activity; histone binding; histone H3K4 methyltransferase activity. NCBI's taxonomy places the organism in Eukaryota, Metazoa, Cnidaria, Anthozoa, Scleractinia, Pocilloporidae. Gene Ontology annotation, biological process: positive regulation of transcription by RNA polymerase II. Gene Ontology annotation, cellular component: MLL3/4 complex. The record is from RefSeq and is a predicted model, not a curated record.